CGUUUCGGGACUUCUCUAGAACCAGAAGGGGAAACCGUCCCGCACCCACCAACCAGCCGUUCGCCGCUCUCUCUCUCUCUCUCUCUCUACACCCUCCGAUGGCCUCCACCGCCACCGCCGCCCUCUCUCUCCGCCUCUUCGCCGCCAAGCUCCCCUUCCCUCGCCGCCCAUCGAGGCCUCCUCCCCUCCUCCUCUCCCCUCCCUCCUCCGCCAAACCCAUAUCCUUCCAACGGAUCGCCACCGCCCAACCGCCGCCGCCACCGCCACCGCCGCGCGCGUCGUCCUCCCCCUCGCCGGCGCAGCUCCAGCCCAUCGAAGACCUCCCGCCGAACCUCCGGUCCAUCGUCGCCCUCUUCCAGUCCGUGCCCGACCCCAAGUCCAAGUACCAGCAGCUCCUCUUCUACGGUAAGAACCUCAAGCCCCUCGACCAGGCGUUCAAGACCCGGGACAACAAGGUCGAGGGCUGCGUCUCCCAGGUCUGGGUGAGGGCCCUCUUGGAUUCGGAUCGCAACGUCGUCUUCGAGGCCGAUUCCGACUCCGUCCUCACCAAGGGCCUCGCCGCUCUGCUCGUCCAGGGAUUGUCCGGGAGCCCCGCGGACGAGAUUGUCCGGGUCUCCCCGGACUUCGUGACGCUCCUCGGGCUGCAGCAGAGCCUGACUCCGUCGCGGAACAAUGGGUUCCUCAACAUGUUGAAGUUGAUGCAGAAGAAGGCGCUGAUGUUGGCUGCCGGGGCGGAGAGUAAUGGAAAUGGGGCGGUUCCGGCGGGGGAGGCGAAAGAUGUGGGAAUUGGAAUGAAUUCUGAUACGGGUGUUAAUAGGAGUUCAGUCUCGGAGUCAGAUGUCGAUGGUGGCAGGGAAGUUUCGGUGGAAAAAUCGAAUCUUGAGGUGGACGAGGUAGAUAGUGAAUCGAGUUUGGGGAGUAGAGGGCAGAGAAUCAGGGAGAGAUUGGAGAAGGAGCUGAGUCCUAUCGAGUUGCGAGUGGAGGAUGUCUCAUAUCAGCACGCAGGGCAUGCCGGUGUGAGAGGGAGUGAUGGCGAGACGCAUUUUAAUCUGAGAGUGGUGUCGAAGGAGUUUGAAGGAAAGAGCUUGGUGAAGAGGCACCGGCUUAUUUAUGAUCUGUUGCAAGAGGAGCUGCAGAGCGGGCUACAUGCCCUGUCGAUUGUGGCGAAAACGCCUGCUGAAAGUUGAUGCGAGAUGAAUAGGGGAGGUGUAUGUUGACGAAAUGUGGUCAUUUCAUCCCGGAAUCAUGUUUUCCCAAGAAGUCGAAUAAUUUUGUUUUGCUUGAUAGAUGAGGGAUAUUUCUUGUAUAGUUGUUUUGUAAUCUAUUGAAUUGGGAAUGAUUUGAAUUUCAAAUGAUCAACUGCAAAAGUUUUAUGAAGAAUUGCAGAAAAUCACAUUAGUUCC
This is a messenger RNA of Eucalyptus grandis, 1403 nucleotides long. Its product is annotated as sufE-like protein 1, chloroplastic/mitochondrial. Bases 99 to 1187 code for a protein of 362 amino acids. The transcript has a single exon. The record is from RefSeq and is a predicted model, not a curated record. NCBI's taxonomy places the organism in Eukaryota, Viridiplantae, Streptophyta, Magnoliopsida, Myrtales, Myrtaceae.